GAGAAUGAAGACCGUUCUCAGCAAUCAGACUGUCGACAUUCCAGAAAAUGUCAACAUCACUCUGAAGGGGCGCACAGUCAUUGUGAAGGGCCCCAGGGGAACUCUGAGGAGGGACUUCAAUCACAUCAAUGUAGAACUGAGUUUUCUUGUAAAGAAAAAGAAAAGGCUCCGUGUUGACAAGUAAUGGGGUAAUAGGAAGUAACUGACCACUGUCAGAAACAUCUGCAGUCAUGUUCAGCACAUGAUCAAGGGUGUGACACUGGGCUUCUUUUACAAGAUGAGGUAUGUGUGUGCUCACUUCCCUAUCAACAUCAUUAUUCGGGAGAAUGGGUCUUUGGUUGAAAUCCAAAAUUUCUUGGGUGAAAAAUACAUCCGGAGGGUUCAGAUGAGGACAGGUGUUGCUUGUUCUGUCUCUCAAUCCCAGAAGGAUGAGUUAAUCCUUGAAAGAAAUGAUAUUGAACUUGUUUCAAAUUCAGCGGUUCUGAUUCAGCAAGCCACAACAGUUAAAAACAAGGAUAUCAGGAAGUUUUUGGAUGGCAUCUAUGUUUCUGAGAAGGGAACCAUGCUGAAGUCUGAGGAAUGA
Molecule: messenger RNA, 583 nt
Organism: Rattus rattus (black rat)
Lineage: Eukaryota; Metazoa; Chordata; Mammalia; Rodentia; Muridae
Product: 60S ribosomal protein L9-like
Exons: 1
Biological process (GO): cytoplasmic translation
Cellular component (GO): ribosome; cytosolic large ribosomal subunit
Molecular function (GO): rRNA binding; structural constituent of ribosome
Source: RefSeq, a predicted model, not a curated record